Molecule: messenger RNA, 1360 nt
Organism: Solea solea (common sole)
Lineage: Eukaryota; Metazoa; Chordata; Actinopteri; Pleuronectiformes; Soleidae
Product: serine/arginine-rich splicing factor 6-like
Exons: 6
Coding region: 90-1175 (361 amino acids)
Biological process (GO): mRNA splice site recognition; alternative mRNA splicing, via spliceosome
Cellular component (GO): cytoplasm; ribonucleoprotein complex; nucleus
Molecular function (GO): mRNA binding
Source: RefSeq, a predicted model, not a curated record
GGUUUUCUUCACUCCGUGCGGCUGGUGAAACCGAUAUCGACCUGUGUUGAGGAACAGUCUAGAACUUCUGCAGCUCACGUGGAAGUAACAUGCCUCGGGUGUAUAUUGGACGUUUGAGCUACCAUGUCCGCGAAAAGGACAUUCAACGCUUUUUCAGCGGAUAUGGUAAACUUAUGGAAAUCGAUAUAAAGAACGGAUAUGGAUUCGUGGAGUUCGAGGAUAACCGGGACGCCGACGAUGCCGUUUACGAGCUGAACGGGAAGGAGCUGUGCGGGGAGCGGGUGAUCGUCGAACAUGCCCGCGGGCCGCGACGAGACCGAGAUGGCAACCACGGUGGGGGUUACUGGGGUGGUGGGCGCAGUAGUGGUGGUUUCAGCAGCAGGAGUCGCACUGGCAGGGACAAGUAUGGUCCCCCUGUACGUACAGAGUACCGCCUCAUUGUGGAGAACUUGUCUAGCCGCUGCAGUUGGCAGGACCUUAAGGACUUUAUGCGCCAGGCAGGGGAAGUGACCUAUGCGGAUGCCCACAAGGAGCGCACCAAUGAGGGGGUGAUCGAGUUCCGGAGUCAAUCUGACAUGAAGAGGGCUUUGGACAAACUGGAUGGUACAGACAUCAAUGGGAGGAAGAUUCGUCUGGUGCAGGAGAAGUCUCGCAAACGAAGGUCAUACUCUGGCAGUCGCUCCAGAUCUCGCAGUCGCCGUCGCUCUCGUAGUCAGAGCCGCAGAAGCUCCAGGAGUCGCUCCCGGUCCAGGUCUCGUUCCCAUGGCAACAAGAGACGUAAUCUUUCCCGCUCCAGAUCUGGAAGGAAAUCACGCUCCAAGUCUGGAGGAAGACAGUCACGUUCUCGAUCCCGCAAAUCCAAAUCUCGUUCAUUCUCCCGAAAGUCCCGUUCCCAUUCGGGUGAUCGGAAAUCCAAGUCCCGCUCAAAGAGCCCUUCUAAGGUAAAGUCGGAGCGGGAUUCUCGCAGUCGAUCCAAGGAGAUGUCUCGUGACAAGAAGUCCCGUAGUCGUUCGGCUUCCCCAGUGGAGAAUGGGAAGUCUGCUAAGUCUGCCUCCCGGUCCCCAUCCCCUCGGGAAGUUGACCGCCGAUCUAAUUCGAGGGAGAAACACUCAGUCUCCCGCUCAAAGUCCCGCUCAAGAUCCCCCUCGCGGUCCAGAUCAGCGUCUCAGGAUUAGUGAAAGGAAAUGUUUCUCAUUGUUGAGUGUUGAUCCCUAUGCUGUACAUAACGAUUAGUGUCAUCAUACUGGCUUAUGCUUCCUGACUUGUCUACUUCUCUCCUUCAAUUGUGCACUUGUCUUUUAGAUUUUAGAUGCAGUUUUAAUAGAUAAUACACCACACUCAACAGCAUGUAAUAUCUUUG